AUGACUGAUAUCCUUGUCGAUGUAUUUCCCUCAAAAGUCACGGCGAAUGUUCUUCUAUUCUUAUCAGAUAGAGCAUUGACAACUCUCCUCCGGGGGUUACCUGAGGAAUCUGAGCUCAGACCUUUUGUACUAUCUAGAAUGUAUAAAACUUUGGAAGUAUUUCGCUCAGAGCAACUAGUUGAAGCAGCAAAUCUCAAUGCUCCCGUGGAAACUUUGUAUUUGCGAGGUGAGAAUGAUUAUGUCACAUUUUUCGAACAAAAUCCAGGUUUUGUUUCCCUCAUCUCUGAUGUUCAUCUCUGGCUUGACUGCUUUCAUGACUACGAGAAGUAUAGCAAGAUGGAAUUCCGGAGUAUUCAUUUGAACCUCGAACUGGCUGCAAAUUUAAAACUAUCUGAAGCACCUCGCAACUUGAAACUGAUACAUAUUGCUUAUGGUGGGUCAAACCCCAUCAAGAUGAAAGCGUGGCUCCCUUCAUUGACAUGCUUCAAAGUAAGUUGUCAUGCAAAUUUGAGACUCAUAGACCUACCAGAAGACCUUAAAGAGCUCAGUUGCGAAGAUCUGUAUGGUUUUUGGGGCUUGCUACCUCCAAGGCUCGAGAAGCUAGAGUUGAUCCUGAUGGAAUCAUUGUCAUCAAAUCUAACUUUCUUUCCGGAAUCGCUCAAAGAAUUACUGAUUAAACACUGUACUGGAUUUACUAUUGGUAAGCUAUUAACCAGAUUACCCGUGACAUUGAAAAAGUUAAGGUUGAAACACGUAACUAGAUUUUCUUCGAAUGAAAUACUCUUACCAGAAUCACUCGAGGAAUUGCUGAUUCGGAAUUGUUCUAUUUCUAAUAUGGAGAGCUUGACCUCCAGAUUACCUUCUAGCUUGAAAAAAUUGGACUUGAUCCUAACAGAACCAUCCUUUUCCAAUCAGAUUCUCUUUCCGAGUGCGCUAAGGGAGUUGAUUAUUGGUUGUAUUUCAGAUAUUGAAGAUGCUGUCGCUAGAUUACCUGCCAGUUUAAAAAAGUUGACUUUGGAACUUGACAUCGGUAGCAAGUUGGCAUCUCUCGAGUUCCCUGACUCCCUUGAAGUUCUAAAUCUUUCCUAUUGUGAAAUUGAAAGUCUUGAAGGUUUUAAAUUCCCAAAUUGUCUUGUUGAAUUUAACUUAGGAUGGAACAAUAUCAAGGAGUUGAAAAAAUCGAAAUUUCCCGAGUCCCUUACUGUACUAAAUUUGGAAAGGAAUGAAAUUACGACGAUUGAUUCUUGUGCAUUUCCACAAUCUCUUAUGGUACUAAAUUUGGAAAGAAACAAUUUCAGUUCGCUCAAUUGUGAGUUCCCCAAACUUCGGGAAUUAUAUGCAUCGGAAAAUAGUUUGAUUGCUUUGGAUGGAGCUACAUUCCCUGAAUUAGAAGUACUUGAUAUCUCAAAUUACCCUAGUGGAGAGAUCAGGAGUAUGAUGAAUGUCAAAUUUCCGUCCAGUCUAAAAGUCCUCAAAGCCGUUGGGCACUGUAUUAGAGAUUAUCCGCAGACCAGACUUCCCCUGGGCUUAGAAGAAUUGGAGAUCAAUGUCAGUGAAAAAGCUCACAGAUUACUAUUUCCACCCAAGUUGAAAUGUCUCAAUCUUACACUUCCUAACACUGCGAAUUCCGAGUUUUCUCUCCUAAAUCUCCCGGCUACCCUUAUCAAGCUUGAAAUAACAAAUGGGAUAUGUACUGAAUUUGACUGGAGGCUCCCCCAUUUGGAGGAACUAAAUUUGAAUUAUUUCCAAGGUCGACUUCGAGUUCCUCCAUCAGUGAAGACUUUAUUCAUACACGUAGAAGAUGCAGAACAGUUGAAGAGCAUAGUGGUUACUAAUAAGUUGGGAUACUGUCGCAUUAAUAGUUCAUCUGGAACUUUCAAUGAAGCUAUAACGGAUUUAAUUGAGUUUCAAAGAAGCUAA
Messenger RNA from Sungouiella intermedia, 1920 nucleotides. Lineage: Eukaryota; Fungi; Ascomycota; Pichiomycetes; Serinales; Metschnikowiaceae. The record is from the annotation of a GenBank genome assembly.